UUCUAUCACAAUUUGUAGAUGAGAGCGAGGACGCCUGUGGCUUCCACCGCCCCCUUGGGUUCUCAAACGAGGUCUAAAUUUCAGUACGCAUUUCAGCACCAUGAUUAACGUUCCCAUAACAUGACGCAGAUGUAUCACCACGCUAAAUUCAGAUGGACGGAAAAUUUGACUUCGAGGUUCAUACAACUGAGGAGGGAGAAUGGAAAACUAUUCACUGGGAGGAAAUAUUCCGCUCAGGGUGGAUGGGAGCACAUCCUCAAGCUGAUGAGACGCGAGUAUCCAACGAUAAUGGCUGACGUUCAUUACCGAGUGCUGAAGAAAAAGUGGUCCAACUUGUUACAGCAGUACAAGGAAUUCAAAAAUCCGGUUCAGGGUGACAAAAACCGUGCGGACGACGUCUCCUGGCCAUUUUUCAACGCCAUCGACGAAGUUUUACACGGCCAGAGAAGUGUCCGACCAGUUCGCGAUAAUUACGCUGAUGAUAAUGAGAUAGAGGAAGAAGUAGAUCCCCACGAGUUUCUUUGUGUCUCAGUGACACCCUCCGACGAGCAAAUAUCACCCCCCGUUUCACCUGUCGAGGAGAAGUACAAUCAUUUGGACGACACGCCUAUUCAAGUCGAGGAAUUUUCACGUUCAAGAUCAUCGAAGAGUGAGAAUACGCCCUCGAUAUCUGUCAAAGACCUCAACAAACUCAGAAGAACAGAAAACCAAUCACGUGUUAGCCAGCAGCAGCUGCAGCUGAUCCGAACGGCUGUGAAUCAGGCAAAGAGGCCGAAACAGACUGUCGAAGCGGAAGGAAAUAAAAAGAAUAAGGUACAUCAUAUUGAGAGGACUCAGCAGGACUCCACGACUCCACAAUCCACAGAGUCACAACUUGUCGAUAAAUUCGAGGAAUUUCUGGAGUACACGAAGCAGAGGGAUGAGGAGAACAGACUCAUAAUGCUGAGGAUAUUGGCAGCAGUUGAGAAAAUUGCUGAGAAAUUUGAAUAAAUGUGUCUUUUUGUGUGGAAAAUCUUUAGGUUUAAUAUCUGUUGGAUUUUUCCAGAAUUUUAAUAAAUUUUUUUGAUGGAAAAGAAAA
This is a messenger RNA of Diachasma alloeum, 1078 nucleotides long. RefSeq lists its product as uncharacterized. The record is from RefSeq and is a predicted model, not a curated record. The transcript has 5 exons. Bases 121 to 990 code for a protein of 289 amino acids. Lineage: Eukaryota; Metazoa; Arthropoda; Insecta; Hymenoptera; Braconidae.